Messenger RNA from Rangifer tarandus platyrhynchus (Svalbard reindeer), 2394 nucleotides. Lineage: Eukaryota; Metazoa; Chordata; Mammalia; Artiodactyla; Cervidae. The record is from the annotation of a GenBank genome assembly.
AUGAGUCUUUGCCGCACAGCCAUGAACACCCACCCCAAGGAGAUGGUGCCCCUCAUGGGCAGAAGAGCCACCAUCCCCUUUGUGAACCCUGCCAUCCUGCAGGAGAAGAGGCCGUCAGAGAUCACCCCCACCAAGAAGAGUGCACACUUCUUCCUGGAGAUAGAAGGGUUCGAGCCCAACCCCACGGUGGCCAAGACCUCUCCCCCCAUCUUCUCCAAGCCCAUGGACUCCAACAUCCGGCAAUGUGUCUCUGGCAACUGUGAUGACAUGGAUUCCCCACAAUCUCCUCAGGAUGACGUGACAGAGACCCCGUCCAAUCCCAACAGUCCCAGCGCAAACCUGGCCAAGGAAGAGCAAAGGCGCAAAAAGAAGCGGCUGAAGAAACGCAUCUUCACAGCGGUGUCGGAGGGCUGCGUGGAGGAGCUGCUGGAGCUGCUGGGGGAGCUGCAGGAGCUUUGCAAGCGGCGCCGCAGAGUGGACGUGCCUGACUUUCUCAUGCACAAGCUGACGGCCUUGGACACGGGGAAGACCUGCCUGAUGAAGGCCUUGUUAAACAUCAACCCCAACACCAAGGAGAUUGUGCGGAUCCUUCUUGCCUUUGCUGAGGAAAAUGACAUCCUAGACAGGUUCAUCAACGCUGAGUACACGGAGGAGGCCUAUGAAGGGCAGACGGCGCUGAACAUUGCCAUCGAGCGGCGACAAGGAGAUAUCACCGCGGUGCUCAUCGCGGCCGGGGCCGACGUCAACGCCCACGCCAAGGGGGUCUUCUUCAACCCCAAGUACCAGCACGAAGGCUUCUAUUUUGGCGAGACACCCCUGGCGCUGGCAGCCUGUACCAACCAGCCCGAGAUUGUGCAGAUGCUGAUGGAGAACGAGCAGACGGACAUCGCCUCGCAGGACUCGCGGGGAAACAACAUUCUCCACGCCCUGGUGACCGUGGCUGAGGACUUCAAGACGCAGAACGACUUUGUCAAGCGCAUGUACGACAUGAUCCUGCUGAGGAGCGGCACCUGGGAGCUAGAGACCACGCGCAACAAUGACGGGCUCACACCCCUGCAGCUGGCCGCCAAGAUGGGCAAGGCCGAGAUCCUGAAGUACAUUCUCAGCCGUGAGAUCAAGGACAAGCGGCUCCGGAGCCUGUCCAGGAAGUUCACCGACUGGGCAUACGGGCCCGUGUCAUCCUCGCUCUAUGACCUCACCAACGUGGACACCACGACCGACAACUCGGUGCUGGAGAUCAUCGUCUACAACACCAACAUCGACAACCGGCAUGAGAUGUUGACCCUGGAGCCCCUGCACACGCUGCUGCAUAUGAAGUGGAAGAAGUUCGCCAAGUACAUGUUCUUCCUAUCCUUCUGCUUCUAUUUCUUCUACAACAUCACCCUGACCCUCGUCUCUUACUACCGCCCCCGGGAGGAGGAGGCCCUGCCACACCCUUUGGCCCUCACGCACAAGAUGGGGUGGCUGCAGCUCUUAGGAAGGAUGUUUGUGCUCAUCUGGGCCAUGUUCAUUUCUGUGAAAGAGGGCAUCGCAAUCUUCCUGCUGAGACCGUCAGAUCUCCAGUCCAUUCUCUCAGAUGCCUGGUUUCACUUUGUGUUUUUUGCCCAAGCUGUGCUUGUGAUACUGUCUGUCUUCUUGUACUUGUUUGCCUACAAAGAGUACCUCGCCUGCCUCGUGCUGGCCAUGGCCCUGGGCUGGGCGAACAUGCUCUACUACACGCGGGGGUUCCAGUCCAUGGGCAUGUACAGCGUCAUGAUCCAGAAGGUCAUUUUGCAUGAUGUUCUGAAGUUCUUGUUUGUAUAUAUCGUGUUCUUACUUGGAUUUGGAGUAGCUCUGGCCUCACUGAUCGAGAAGUGCCCCAAGAGCCAUGAGAACUGCAGCUCCUACGGCAGCUUCAGCGACGCAGUGCUGGAACUCUUCAAGCUCACCAUAGGCCUGGGUGACCUGAACAUCCAGCAGAACUCCAAGUACCCCAUCCUCUUCCUGUUCCUGCUCAUCACCUACGUCAUCCUCACCUUUGUCCUCCUCCUCAACAUGCUCAUAGCCCUGAUGGGGGAGACAGUGGAGAACGUGUCCAAGGAGAGCGAGCGCAUCUGGCGCCUACAGAGAGCCAGGACCAUCUUGGAGUUUGAGAAGAUACUGCCAGAGUGGCUGAGGAGCAGAUUCCGGAUGGGGGAGCUGUGUAAAGUGGCAGAGGACGACUUCCGGCUGUGUUUGCGGAUCAACGAGGUGAAGUGGACUGAAUGGAAAACUCAUGUCUCCUUCCUCAAUGAAGAUCCGGGGCCCGGGAGACGGACAGAUUUCAACAAAAUCCAAGAUUCUUCCAGGAGCAACAGCAAAACCACCCUCAACGCAUUUGAGGAAAUAGAUGAAUUUCCGGAAACUUCAGUGUAA